Eruca vesicaria subsp. sativa (arugula) is the source of this 2274-nucleotide messenger RNA. Lineage: Eukaryota; Viridiplantae; Streptophyta; Magnoliopsida; Brassicales; Brassicaceae. The record is from the annotation of a GenBank genome assembly.
AACCCAAGAUAUACAUUUACAAAAAAAAAAUUAAAAGACUUUCAGCUAAAUAACUGCUCAAAGACAUUUACAAAGGAUGUCUAUCAUGCAGGACAGGACGUUAACGAUUCAAUCACCAGUGGAAGUUACGGCAAAGAAACCACAUAACUAUGAGACCAUUCUCAGAGACGCAUAUCUACCCGUCCCUCCUUCCACCGAACAGCUACGUUCUGGUGUCCUCUUGAACAAACUGACCAAAUAUUGGGUGGACGAGAGAAACAGCAACUGCUUCAUGAUCUUUCCAAAGAAACUCUCUAUCACUUGGUCUGAUGACCCCAACUAUUGGGCAUGGGUUUCCAACGAUUCACAAAACGAGAAAGAUGUAGAAGUUGCGGAACUGAAAAACGUGUGCUGGCUCGACAUCACGGGAAAAUUCGACACAAGUAAUCUCACUCCUGGGAUUACGUACGAGGUGGUCUUUAUGGUGAAGCUAAAGGAUCCUGCCUAUGGAUGGGACACGCCGGUGAACGUAAAGCUAGUGUUGCCUAACGGCAAGGACAAACCGCAGGAAAAAAAGGUGAGUUUAAGGGAACAACCAAGGUAUCAGUGGGUCGAUAUUAGAGUCGGAGAGUUCAAGCAUGAGAGAGAUUCCGUCGGUGAGAUCACUUUCUCAAUGUAUGAGUAUGCGGCUGGUGUUUGGAAGAAAGGUCUCUUCCUCAAAGGUGUUGCAAUUCGUCCCAAGUAUAAUAAUUAAUAUGGUAUGGGAUAUAAUAUGCAUAUGCACAUGGUACGUGCGUGUAUCCGUAUGAUAUUGAUAAGGGUUCUUUAAAAGAAACAUCUAAAUGAUAAGGGUGGUGAUCUAUCUUAUGCCAACAGAAAAAGGGGUGAUGUAUCGUAUUAUUACUUAAAUAAUCACUUUGAUGUUAGUGUUGAAUAAAACCAAAACCUAGAGUUGGUUUUGUAGAGUUUAAUUUUGAGUUUGAGCGUAUGUAUUUAAGAUCACUAAAAAUUUAUUAUGUAUGACUAGGGUCGGUCCGCGCUACGCGCGGAUUGUAUAUUUCAACUUUUUAUUUUUAGCAUUUAUCUUAUGUUUUGUUUAUUAUUUUCAUAUCUUUUCAUUUUUAGUAAAAGCAUUUUCUAUUUUGUAUUAAUAUCAAAUUCUUAUUUGAUAUGCACAUUGAAUUUCUAACUUUAAAUUUGUAUUAUUUUUGUUAAACUUCAUAUACUAUUUGAUUUUAAAACUUUAUUUUAUUUUUAUGAACUUAAUCAGAAAAUAUUUGUUGGCAUGUUGUUGUUUAACGUGGUAUUAGUUUGUCUCAUCUUAUGGUUUCUUAUAUUUUCUUACUCUUCUUGUGGGAUCUCAACCUUGGACAAUACCUGAUUCAUAUAUAGGGGGCGUAUUCAGCUGAUAGCUUGAGAUUAUUUUUACUAAGAAGACAAUUAGACAUUGUGCAAUUUAACUUGAAGACCCAUUAUUAUUUAAAUAUGAAUUUUUAAAAAGUAUUUAAAAUCUACGGUUAUUGAACUUGAUAUUUCAUAAAAUACUCUGGAAUUGAUAGUUAUUGAAAAUAUUUUAAUUUGUGAAGUUCUAAAGUUUCUAGUAAUUUUAGAUAGUUUAGGUGGAGUUUCUUACUUUAAAAGUUUAAACUCAAAUCUCAAGGUAUUAGGUAAUAUUCUAGAAUUUUUUUUUAAAAAAUCACCUUAAACACUCUAAUUAAUUAAAGUCAUCUGAAAACUUCAUUAAAAAUCAAAUCACCUCAAACUAUAGAUCGAAUACAUGGCCCAUAUACAUGGUAAAUUGCCGAAUAAAGUUAAUUAAGUAGAUAAUUAGUGUUGCAGACAAAAAAAACAUUUUCUUAGUUCAUGACGCAUGCUGCUCAAGAGGAGUACCUAUGAAGGAUGGGUUGUUUUGUUUCAUAGAUUGGAGAACAUUAGAUUUCUGGUGGAGUGAGGCAGUGAAUAUUGUCCUGGUGAUCCCACCAGAGACAGAAUUGUUAACAUGUUAAUGUGAGCGUUCAUUAUAGAACAGUCGAUGGUUAGAGGGGUUCAAGUCAUGGUUUCGUUGUGAAGAUCUGAAAUGGUCAAGUUCAAAAAGGAAAUGAAUGCGGUGAACUGAAUCUUAAUCAUUUAAGAUCAAUUUUUAGGAAUCUAGCUCUACUCCAGAUUCUGGUCACUAAUUAGAUUAGACCUUUUUUUAUGUGAAUACAUUGAUUUGAGAAGAACUUGAAUCAGUGUUGUACGAAGAGUAUACACUUACGCUAAUGUUUGUUAUCUCCUCACUCCAUUUCAGAAUCU